Populus nigra (black poplar) is the source of this 1597-nucleotide messenger RNA. RefSeq names its product VQ motif-containing protein 9-like. The transcript has a single exon. NCBI's taxonomy places the organism in Eukaryota, Viridiplantae, Streptophyta, Magnoliopsida, Malpighiales, Salicaceae. The record is from RefSeq and is a predicted model, not a curated record. The coding region runs from base 379 to 1305 and encodes 308 amino acids.
AUCAGAUCCAAGAUUAAGUGAUUUCUCAGAGAGAGAGAGAGAGAGAGAAGGUGCGUGCCUUCCUCCUCAUACGGGUCUUGUCCUUUCUCUUCUUUUAAGCCUCCAAAAACCAAUCAGUAAAAAGCAAAGACCAAACCAUGAUAAACUCACCAUCACAUCUCUGUGCCCCUUUUCUCUCUCUCUCUCUCUCUCUCUCUCCACUUGUACUAUUUUUCUACGUCAUCUGUUAAUCUGUGCGAUCCUGCUGCUACUCUGUCUAAAACACCUCUUUUGAAGUCCGCCACAAAGAAGAAGAGAAUAACCUCGCCUUGCAGCAAUAUUUAUCACCAUAUCAUUGGAUUAGAUCUAGAAAGAAAGAGAGUGGUUUUUGCUUCUAUAAUGGAUAGAGGCUGUCAAUCCUCCGGUGAUUCUACAAUCACCAGUGUUAAUAGCACUAGCACCACCAUCAACAACAGAGAUCACUAUCUCAAACACCUCAACAAACUCUCUCACAAGAUCUCCAAACCCCCCAUCAUCACCGCCACCUCCACCAUAAAAAAAAACCCUUUUGAUCAGCCAAAUCAGCUGCAACCACAGCCAUCAUCACAACAGCCGCCAAAUCAAGAUCUGCAGGGGCAGCAGCAGCCUCCUGUUUACAAUAUAAACAAGAGUGAUUUCCGUGACCUGGUACAAAAACUAACUGGAUCUCCAGCGCACGAGAGAUUCUCUACCCCUCCACCUAUACACCCACCCAAACCUCAAAGCACUCGCUUACAACGUAUUCGUCCUCCACCCUUGGUUCAAGUUAGCAACCGCCCUCCUCCUCUGCUAAACAGCGUCAUCCCCCCUCCUCAACAAAAACCACUCACCACCGCCUCAAACCCCUCCGCCACCAACACUUUCAUCCAACGGUCAACGACACCUCUCUCACCAUUACCGCCAUUCCCGGCGGUUCACGCGGCGGCUGAGUCGCCAGUUUCUGCUUACAUGCGGUAUCUCCAGAACACGAUCUCGGCUGUUGAUUCUAACAAGCAGUUCUCGGGAUUCUCGCCGCUGGCACCGCUUGUUUCACCUAGAUGGAACAAUCAAACAGCUUCAAAGCAGCAAUUUCCCGUGCCGUCCCAGCAACAAGGAAUAGAUCCCUCGCAGUCAGCGGGAAUGGUAGCGCCACAGGCACAUGAACAGCCGCAGUUUCAAUUGCCAACGUCACCUUUGCCUUUUGGAUGCUUGAAUUCACCGCGGUCUCCAUAUCCUUUGCUUUCGCCGUCUUCAUUUCCUCUCUCACCCACAGUGCCUGUACACAGCCCUAGAUGGAGAAGUCUUUAAAAGUAUAAAUUAAUUUUACUCCUCUUCUUCUUCAGGUUAGCGUUGUUAUUAUUACUACAAAAUAAUAAACCUUGUCCUUUUAGUCAUAGGGUUAGGGUUUUUAGCUUUAAUUCCUUUUUAUUAAUAGUUUAUGUAAAUAUUGUUAUUAAAAUUUGAUUAGCGGUGGUGGCUAGAUUAUACAACUGUUUGCCGCUCUGGUCAAUUAGUUUGUUAAAAAAUUCCAAUGGUUACUUUAUAUAUAUAUAUAUAUAUAUAUAUAUAUUUUAAGGUUAUAUAUAUUUAUUUAUUUCCA